Geodia barretti is the source of this 626-nucleotide messenger RNA. NCBI's taxonomy places the organism in Eukaryota, Metazoa, Porifera, Demospongiae, Tetractinellida, Geodiidae. The record is from the annotation of a GenBank genome assembly.
AUGACACAAAAACAACAGGAGACGUGUUAUCAGUAUUGGCCUCAGACUGGAAUGGUUAAGUUUGGAGAGUAUACAGUCGAUUUGACAGAAGAACAGACAGUGAUUGGAUAUACUAUUCGUAAACUGAGUCUUUCAAAUACUGAGUCUGGAAGUGCUCAUCAGAUUGUACAGCUGCACAUAACUAACUGGAGUCCUGAUGGUAGAUGUCAUAACCUCAGCACUGUUACAAGUGUGAUAAGUCAGAUGACAAACAUCCAGAUCACAACUGGCAACCGUCCCAUCGUAGUCCAUUGCAGUGACACAGUGGGUAGGUCGGGGAUGUUCUGUGCCAUAGUCACCACCAUUGAGAGGUGUAAGACAGAGGGAGUGGUGGAUGUGUUCCAGGUGGUCAAGGCUCUCAGGGUACAGAAACCUGGAGCUGUCCUCACUGUGGCACACUAUCAUUUGCUGUUUGAAGCAGUGUUGGUGUAUCUGGACUCUUUUGACACUUACAGCACUUUUCUUAGUGAUAAGAACCCUUGAAUUAUAGCUAUGAGUUAGUGAUAUACACCCACACACCUAUGUAUGAAUUUAUGUACUGUAUAGCACGGGUCAUGUUUUAUUAAACCAGGUCGAUCUAGUUUUAA